Molecule: messenger RNA, 3564 nt
Organism: Portunus trituberculatus (swimming crab)
Lineage: Eukaryota; Metazoa; Arthropoda; Malacostraca; Decapoda; Portunidae
Product: apolipoprotein A-IV-like
Exons: 5
Coding region: 143-2410 (755 amino acids)
Source: RefSeq, a predicted model, not a curated record
CUCACGCCCGCGCACACCCACACCGAGAGACGCGGGGUGCGGGGUGCCCACUUUCUGUCUCUCUCUCUCUCUCCUUCAUCGCCUUCAGCGCAUACGUGGAGGCGAAAAGAAAACGCACUGCACAAGAACCUCAACGCUAAACAUGAGUGCAAGUGCGUUGAAAAGCAUGACAGCGAACGUUUCUCUUCAAUUAGUGGUGAUGGUGGUGAUGGUAGUGAUGGUGAAGGGGGAGGAGGUUACUGUGAACGCUACUGCUGCGCCUCCUGCAGUAGACCCCCUGGCAGGACUGUUCGUGAGGCAGGAGUCAGCCAUUAGGAAGCUGGAUGGCCUGACAGCGAAGAUGGGCAAAUUAGAUGACCUUGAGAAAAAGAUCGAUGUCAUUUCUUCGUUUCUUCAAGAGCGCGAAGUGAAUCUGAAGGAGCUGGUGGAGUCCUUGACCGCCAGGAUGGAGGGCCUGGCAGGAAAAGUGGAGGAAAUGCAUGGAAGACUAGUGAAAGUGGACGAGGAGGUGGUGGAGGUGAAGGAAAGCGUGGGUGUAUUGGUUGAGAACAUAGGGGAUGUUGAUGGUAAGGUGGAGGCCCUUGGAGAUAAAGUGGAGGAUGUGGAUGGGAGACUACUGGAGCUUAGGGAAGUAGUGGAGGGGACAUGGGUGGAGGUAAACCAGACACUGCAACAACAGCAAAAUGAGGUGGAAAUGAUGGAGAUGACACUCAGCAAGACUAGCAUCAUCACCAACUCAUCUCCACUCGACCUCACAUCCCUCCUGCUGAACCUGACAGAGCGAGUCGAGGAGGGUCUGCAGGAGGGGAGUGCCAGUGCCAGACAGUGCCAGGAGGCCGUGGGGCACCUUAGGACCCUAAUUGAACCUUCCAUCAAUACGACACACCACCUCACAGCAGCAGUCAUCAACCGCAUUAGAACUUCAAACUUAGCAAUGGACAAAAGACUUGGGGCGGUUCUCCACGCUCUGUCCCUCCGUCACCGCCACCUGCAGGACGGCUUCCACUCCUCACUUUCCUUCUUCCACGCACGCCUCGCCACGCACCUCCAGGAAUCCUUCAAAAGCGUGGAGACUAAAGUGGAGGAGGUGAAGGAGGUUGUCGCCAAUGAAACAAAGGAGAUUAUUAAAUCCACCAACAUCUCCACUAUCUCCACGGAGUCUCCCUCGCAGGACUUCCACCUUCAGGACUACCAAGGCAUCCUUCAGGAAACUCUCGACAGCAUCCUACAGGUGUCUAAUCUAACCCUUCAUCGCCUACUACAGGAACACAAGGAGGUGACUGAGGAGGUACAGAAGGAGGAGGAAGAAGAAGAGCAGGAGCAGCAGCAGCAGCAGGAGGAGGAGGAGGAGGAGGAAGAGGAGGAGAAGGUGGAGGAAGAAGAAAGGCCACCUGUGUGUAUUGUAGCGGGACAAGGCGCUAUCAACACCACCACCAUUUCUACCGCAACCACCAUCACCGCCACAGAACUCCAAGAUGCGGUGAGGGAGGCAGUGGGAGAGAGGCUGGUGCAGGUGGAGGAACAGUUAGCGGGACUCAGGAUAUACCUCUCCACUAGUCUUCACGUCCAGGCCAACCAGGUAGAGGAGCGAAUGGCAGAAGUAGAGGCGGGGCUGUUCCGGGCGGUGCGGGAGACACUCAAUAAGUCCAACAGAGGCCUUGAGAAGCUGCGGAAGGCUUCACUUGGGUACUUAGACGCCGCCGUGACCAGCAUUUCCUCUGCAGCAGUGGCGUCAGCGCAGGCCACGGCGGAUCACCUGACGGAGGCCGUGCAAGAGGUCGCUCUCUCUCUCACGCGGCGGCUGUUUCAGGUGGAGGUGGCAAUACGCGCUGCAGUGGGUGGAGGAGACACGGGAGGCGCUGACGGUGAAGACGCCCUAGAUUGGAAGCGGUGGUGGUGGUGGUGGUGGUGCCCGGCGGCGGCGGCAACGAAGAGCAACGAGGGCGGUAGUGGUUCCUGCAUCAGUGCCUUGCCAGGGGGCGCCUCCAGUUGGGUCUCUGCCAGGGCGCGCUGCAGGGCCGUGGGUGGGGACCUCGUCAGUAUACCACCCACAGACUUCACUCUCCACCCGCUAAACCCCUCCGCCCACUCCUCCACCCCGUCCCUGCCUCCCUACUGGCUUGGCGGGCGUAAGGUUCUGGGGGAAUGGCGGUGGGUGACUGGGGCGUUAGUUGAGGGAGAGGUGAGUGAGAGCGGGGCCGAUGGGGAGAGUGGGGAGUGUCUGGUGGUGAGUGGUGAAGGUGGUGGUGUGAGGAUGGCUGCCGUGCCUUGCCACAUGCCACGUCCUGCCCUGUGCCAGCUGCCCCCUCCUCCUGGUGACGCUGGACCGCCCCUCGACCCUGUGAGCAAUGAGGUGACGCCCAUCGCCGCCCACCGCUACCUGACGCCCGAGGAUCUUCAGUUAGCGUAGUCUUCUUCCUCUUUUUCCUUUUUCCUUCUAUUUCUUCUGCGGCGCCGUGUGACCUCCUUGUGGUGACGCUUGACAUCUCUCCAUCCAUCAUGCAAUCAAGGUUUUCUGCGUCAUGUUUUGACGGAUAUUCUCUUCUUAGGUCUUCUCUCGCUCUUUUAUCUUUUUCUUCUUUCUGUCUUCCCUUUGCCACUUUUUUUUGUCUCUCUUCUUUACUUCGGUCAUCAUUAAAAUGUCAUUGUUUACAUCAAUUUCUCCUUUUGGUACUUUUGCUUUUCAUACACCUUGCCUACACUUUACCUUAGCUACCCAUAAAAUUAACUUUGUUUACUUCUGUUUUCUCUCACUCGCGUGCUCAUUCUCUUCACUAUAGCAAGGCAAAGAGAAUGUAUUCUCUUUACCUUAAUACAUAGUCUGCGAAACGUCUUUUAUCAAACACUUCUGUCUUUGUUAGUUUCUGGUGACUCUUAAGAGCUCUUCUUUGUAAGUCAUUUGUAACCCUUCUCACAUUUGGCUGCAACACGCUUUGCUCACUGUUAAGCGUUAUUUCUUUAUUCAAAUUAUUAUAACCACUAUUUUUGCAAUUUAUCUAUAUAUCUAUCUGCCAACUGUCACAAUGUCUUCAGUAGGUGGCUGCGGUAGCAGGCUUCCUUUGAUCGUGUCCUGAAACCUGACGCAGCGUGCUCUGAUUCCGUCACGCCUCCUCCCAGUGGUGAACAGACGUGUUUGGCAACGCCCUUAGCUAAAGUUUGCUCUCCCACAAGGCCUAAAUGCAAUCUCUGCCUGACCCACAAUCCUAAAUUUGUGUAUUUGUCUUGUUCAUCAACAGUCAUUUAGAGAUGUUGCACUUAUUGGCAGUUUGUUUAUGAUUUCUGACACCGUCUGGCCAGCCUGAGACACAACCACUACGCCCACCGCUUCUGCACGCUGUCCUCACGUCAAGGAUCCACUGGAGGUUGACCUUCCAUCCUCACCACUAGCUGCACCCAUCACACCCACACACUCUCCUAUCCUACCACACUCAUGCACCCUGCCUUACUCAUUCCUGGGGACUGGCUAUGUACAAUUCACUUGUUUAAAAAAAAGUUUACAGUGAUAUGUAUACCCACAUAAUAUCAAUGUAUUGUAUGUAUACAUACUUUUAAGCUUAUCACGAC